UUAAUAAUAUUGCACUUCGGUAAAUUUGUCUUAAUUUUGUUGAUCUCAGUGUCCUAUCUCCUUUCUUUUUCCUUCUUUCUCAAGAUCAUUACAACAUUUCUAGUCAGCUUCAUCUUCAAGCAGCAUUCAAGAAGUCAUUUUUUCUUAUUAACUCAUUCAUAUCAAUGUAUACAUGACUGCCAAGGUUUAGCAUAAAAUUAACUUUAGUAUCUUCAUUUUUUAGCUAUAAUUUGGCAUCACCCAAGGGAAGAAUGUAUCUGGUGUAGAAUGGUAGGCUUUGAUCAUUUUUUAAAUUAAAAAUUUCUUUUUUCAGCUUGAAAUUAUUUUAAACUUACAAUUCAGUUGCAAAAAUAGUAAAAAAUGUUUCCAUAUACAUUUGACUCAUCUUCGCCAAAUGUAAACACCUUACAUAACUAUAGUCCACUUACUGAAACUAGAAAUUUACUGCUGAUAAAAUACCAGGUAGACUUUGACCUUAUUGAGAGCAGUACUGGGGUCUGAGGAAAGAGCUAGAGGCAUGCUGGACAACUGAUCACUGAUCUUACAGGUGACUUAAAACAGUGGGCGAUUCAGAACUCCAUUUAUUUUGGGCUUUCAGUGAUAAAAUGAUGGGGGGGGUCAAGUAUCUCACCUUCCUUAUUUUCUUUUGUGUAUCCAAGUGCUAAAAUUUACAUGGAUUCUUGAAAGACAUAAACUCAAAAGAGUUCUUAUCCUAGCAAAUACUUAAUCAAUUCUCUAUAAGAUGCCAGGAACUCUGCUGGAAUGUGGAGAAUCAAAGAUAAAUAAAGAUUCCUAUUCUACCUAUGUGCCACUACUCUGCUUGUCUUUGGAGGGAUUAUCACAUUUAAUCCUUACAACAGCUAUAGGAGGUAAGAACUACUGUUAUCCCUAUCUGACUGAAGCAAAACUGGAGACUUAGAGAACUAGGAAAGAAACCAGGCAGCUGUACGCUUAACUUCCAUGCUACACCAUGCUAAGUGCUAUUGAUUUGUUUUCAAGCCUGGAAUAACAUUGCUAGAUGACAUCACUACUCUUCAUCUUAUAUAAAACAAAACAUGCAUAUUACCAUAAAAAUGGCUUAGAAAGGCAAAUGCAUAAUGAACCUUAAAAAGAUGGGUACAUUUAGAGACAAAAGUUUGUCAAUAGGAAUAGUUUACCCAUGUUACCAAAUCUCUUUCCCAGAGGGGUUCUUGUAUCUGUUAGGAGCAUGUCAAGAUACAAGUGUGCACGCGGGAAUGGCACAGCAGCUGAGACAGCCUGAAGUCCAGGAUGAACCACCUCCUCAGCCUAGGACACCAAUUCUCAAGUGCAUAGGUCCCUACCUUUUCUGCAUUUACUCAAAGGAAUACAUAGCUUUGGAAAUUUAACAAAUGAUUAAGUCCUCAUUAUAUUGAUCACGAUUUCUUGUUAUUUGCACACUGUAGUAUCUGUGAGGUCUUGGUGAGUUGUGAGCACUUCCUUGGGGGUUGGAGGUGGUGGCUUCCGGAGCUGGUCUGAGCCUGGCAGUAAGUUAGCCGUGGUAAUGGCGUAGAGCCUCUGCUUUCUCCAAAUGUCCGCUGUGCCUAUUGUCGGUGGCCGAUGAUAAACCCAUCCCAACCAGCCGCAAACUACGCAAAGAAUCCCAACCGAUUAGUGGGAGAACUGGCAUCUUUUCACGGAGAAGCACUGUCGUCCCACACACUGGGCGGGGAGUCAGAUGCAUGUGGCCCUUGGGCCUCUGUGGGUCCCACACUUUAAAAUUCAUUUAAAAAAUGAAUUUGAAUUUAAGGUGUCUCAAAGCUGGAUCCGCUCUUUUGAGAACAGAGGAGAGGGUAAUGGGAAAGGGCCUUCCCUUGGGUUGAGGGUGGGGGGGCCCCAGCCGCGGGAAGUUGGAGGAUGCAGGCUUUGGGGAGAGGGCUCCUGGGAGGGCGCACCGUCCAGCUCCCCCUCCCCAGCUGACGCUCGCCCUGGACCCUACGGCCGCGUCCUCUCACCGCUCAGGGGGCGAAGGAACACUGGAGCCCCAGCCUCCCGUCCACCCGCCCGCCGCGCUCCUCCGGGGGCCCCCGGGCCGUGGGCGCACAGUCCCAGAAGCGGGCGGGGCGGGCUCGGCGCUCGGAAGAGAAGGCGAAGGGCCGGCGGCGGCCGCGCGGGCGUCCACAGGCGGCGGGGCCGCGGGGGGGGCGCGGAGCCGAGGGGGAGGGUUUAAAUCUCGGCGAAGUUCCCGGAUGGUCGCAGCCUCCCGGCGCUGAGAGCUUUUCCUGCCCGGCCGGCGCAGCCCUACCGACCCGCAAGAAGUUUCCGAGAAAAAAAUGCCCGGCGCGCCGCGGGGCCUUGGAACCGCCCGGAGCCGCCGCGCGACUCAUCAGCAAGACUGUUGAAAGCAAAACUGUCCGAGAUGCCUGUCCCUCCCCCUCCAGCACCCCCACCCCCUCCUACGUUUGCUCUGGCCAAUACAGAAAAGCCUUCCCUGAAUAAGUCAGAGCAGGCUGGGAGAAAUGCGCUUCUCUCUGACAUCAACAAAGGGAAGAAACUCAAGAAGACAGUCACCAAUGACAGAAGUGCACCAAUAUUGGACAAACCAAAAGGAUCCGGGGGCGGCGGAGGAGGAGGCGGGGGCGGCGGCGGCGGCGGUGGUGGCGGUGGUGGUGGUGGUGGUUUUGGAGGGGGCGGACCCCCCGGCUUGGGAGGACUGUUCCAGGCUGGAAUGCCGAAGCUGAGAUCCACGGCCAAUAGGGAUAAUGAUUCUGGAGGAAGCCGACCCCCGAUUUUGCCACCAGGAGGAAGAGCCACAUCUGCCAAACCUUUCUCAAGCCCUAGUGGCCCAGGGAGGUUUCCUGUGCCUUCUCCAGGCCACAGAAGUGGUCCCCCAGAGCCUCAGAGGAACCGAAUCCCUCCUCCGAGGCCAGACGUGGGCUCAAAGCCUGACAGCAUUCCCCCUCCAGUACCUAACACGCCAAGACCCAUUCAAUCAAGCCUGCACAGCCGCGGGUCUGCAGCAGUGCCUGGGGCCCCCAGGCAGCCCAGCCCUGGGCCAACCCCGCCCCCUUUCCCUGGAAACCGAGGGGCUGCUUUUGGAGGAGGCUCCAUACGCCAGGCACCCUCCAGCUCCUCCUCGCUCUUCUGCAACAGGCCUCCCCUGCCCCCUACACCCAGCAGGGCCUUGGAUGACAAACCGCCUCCUCCACCUCCUCCAGUGGGCAACAGGCCCUCCAUCCACAGGGAGGUGGCCCCAGCCCCUCCUCCUCAGAACAGCAAGCCCCCGGUGCCUUCUACCCCAAGGCCUUCCUCCUCCUCACAGGCCCCACCUCCGCCACCACCGCCCAGCAGGCCUGGCCCUCCUCCCCUGCCUCCCGGUUCCAGUGGCAGUGAUGAAAUCCCAAGACUCCCACAGCGGAACUUGUCCCUCACUGUGGCUGCACCCCCUUUCCCUUCGCCAGGACGUUCAGGCCCUCUUCCUCCCCCGCCCAGUGAGAGACCCCCUCCUCCAGUGAGGGAGCCACCAGGCAGAUCAGGCCCUCUCCCACCCCCUCCAAUAAGCAGAAAUGGCAGCACGGCUCGGGCCCUGCCUGCCACCCCACAGUUGCCGUCCAGGGGUGGAGUAGAUAGUUCCAGAAGUGGGCCCAGGCCUCCUCUUCCUCCCGACAGGCCUGGCGCUGGGGCACCUCCCCCACCUCCACCAUCAACAUCUGUUAGAAAUGGCUUCCAAGACUCUUCAUGUGAAGAUGAGUGGGAAAGCAGAUUCCACUUCCAUCCGAUUUCUGAUUUGCCACCUCCAGAACCGUAUGUUCCAACGACCAAAAGUUAUCCCAGUAAAUUGGCAAGAAAUGAAAACCGGAGUGGAUCCAACCGAAGAGAACGGGGUGCCCCACCCCUUCCCCCCAUCCCGAGGUGAUCCUUGCCUGUUCUCCUCCACCCGAGCCCAAGAGCGACUUCUGUAGCUGACACCUGAGAACUGCACGCCCUCCUCCCUGUCUUCCCUUGUCUCCUUUGUAUUGGCAGUAGGAAGAAGGGAGAGUGAUGUGGGGAUGUGUGGUGGGGGUGGAAAUACAGUAAAGACAUGGGCUAGCUUUUUAUAUCACGUAUAUUCUCAAAGCUAUUGCUUGUUUCUGCGGCGGCUGCCAGUGUGGCUGCCGGGGGGUCAGUAGGCUUUUGCGGUGAGUAGGCAGAGAUGAAUUGUGUCCUAGCUUUCAACUAACCGAAUUCAAACAUUCACUGCGUAUUUGCUACAGACUGUAAUGUUGAAGUGUCCAAAAGCUGUUUGCUUUCUAUGCCUUUUUGCAUGCUUGCCUCCCUGCUUCCAUGGCCCACAGAGCGCCUGAGCAAGGCGCUGUGCAGGGCUCACAUGCGUGUUUGCCGUCACAGGGUGUGCUCUCUGGUGGUCUCGGCUGAGCUCUAAGACAGGGCUGGCCAGUAGAAAUAUCACCACAGACACUGUUUUUAAAUUUCUAGCAGCCACAUUAAAAAAAGGGAAAGAAAUAGGUGAAAUUAAUUUUAAUAUAUUUUAUUUAACCCAAACAUCCAAAAUAUUAUCAAUUCAACCUGAAAUCAAUAUAAUAAUCAUUAAUGAGCUAUUUUGUAUUCUUUUUUGGUACUAUGUCUUCAAAAUCCAGGGUAUCUUUUAUACUCAGAGCACAUUUUCAUUCGAACUCGUCACAUUUCAAGUGCCUGGUAGCCGCAUGUGGCUCGUGUCGACUCUACUGGACAGAGCAGCUCUAGAAGACAGAGGCCAGUGCAACACUUCUUGUUUAAAAAACAAAAAAGGCAAGAUGAGCUUUAGUAAUUAAAAAUAAAGUCAGGACCUAAAACCUUGUUUGCCAGACCGUUUGACCUUACUUUGCUCCCUUAUUUUCCCUUAAUAUCUGUAUUCAAGUGUUGCUUUACAAUGACAAGGUCAGAAAUGGAUCUAAUAGGGAUCACCAUCACGUGGAAUAAAGACAUUAUGAGAAAGAGAGUGAAAGCCAGAGAGGGCUUCAGGACGCAGACCCACUGGCCCUGCCCACUGGGCAGCUGGACUCUGGUCCUGGGCGCUUGGAGCAGCUUCCUUCCUUUUCCACCCAGCUCGACCCUCGGCGCAGGGAGGGUCCUCAGCUCUGCAGUUUCAGGGGGAGUCAAGGAGAGGUUGCAAAUCAGAAACAUGGAAGGGGGAAUAGGUUUGAGUUGACGGGCAGAACUCUACAAAUCUAAAUCUGAUGCUUAUGAAGUUGAGCGACAGAGAGAUUGCUACAGGAAAUUGGAGGGGAUUUGUUUUGAAUCUGUCUGGAAGAAUCAUUUGUCUUGGAUCUGUGCAAAUAAACCUCAAUGAGAGGACCACAGGGAUGAGCCGGCCUUGCCUUUGUUGUAUGAUUUUGUUUACAGAACUUUACUGGGACUUUAAAAUCUAACUAUAGAGUUGAAAAAAAAAUAUUUCCAUUUAGAUGUUUUAUAUGGUUAAUUAUGUUUAAAAUUACCAUUACUUGUUUUUUAAACGCACACAGCCCCAUGUGUUUAUGUCUAUCUACCUAAACUUUGUAUCAGUAUCAGAGUUUCAGUGUUUUGUUCAUGUAUUAUUGGGAGAUGCUAACAAGGAAUCAAUCCAAAGAAACAUUCGAAAGAUGCAAUUCAUGUUCAUAGAAUAAAUAAUUGGUGCAUUUAUAUAAAAGCAAAAGAACUUAGAAUUCUAAUAAAUGGGAUAGUAAUAAAUUAGGAGGUUGCCCAUUUUAACAUACUCUGUUUUUAUAACUCUCCUUGCCAAAGUCCUGGGCUCAGUACAUUAGAGAAUUUGGUCAUUUUUCUCUUUCUUUUACCAUUCAUCCAUCUUUGACAAAGUCACUUGGGGCCCUUUACCAAAAAUAAUCAAGAGAUAUAAAGGUGUAACAAGCUUGACAAAGUAUUUAAAAAAAUUUUUUUUAAUCUCUCAUAUUUCAGCAAUAUAGCAGCAUUUGUUUUUGGAUUCUUUGAUCAGAUAUCAACAGUUGAUAACCCCUUUGAUAAGCCCUAAUGACCCACUUUAGAAAAGAUGGAAUUUGGCCUUCCUAGCAGAUAGGGCUGGUAAAAGCCUGACCCAGAGAAAGUAGGUCUGAAUUUUGUAAAAGGGUAGUAAGAAUGGCCAAUGUCCUUGUAUAUCGUAACUGCAGAUACCAUCCUAAAGUUUGAAAGAGGGGCACAGCUCAUAGUUGCUAUUCAUUCAAGAUAUAGAUGUUUUAGAAUGUAUUUUUUAAGUGAAUGUUUCAUUAAUAAACCUACACCCUUUCUUUGAAAGUUUGUAACCAGUUGCUUCCAGAACUUUGAAUAAGUUGUAUGCUAAAAUCUUAAACUAUGGAAAAUCAUAAAAAUGAAUAUUUUCUUCCCUGAAAUCAGAGUUUACAUGUGUUCUUUUUCCACAAAUUUCCAGAUAAAUGUAUUCAAGAUGCAAUACAGUAUUUUAACAUUUACAUACCAUUUUAUAUUGAAAUGUAUUACAGUAUUAAAAUUCAGUGUUCAGUAUUUAUUUCACUAUGCAUUUUAUUUGGUAAAAACCAAGAAAAAUGUUUAAUCCAAUGGUGCCUUAUUUUGUGAUUUGAAAGAAAUUGACUUUUUAUAUCUAAGUAGCAGAUUAUUUGCAUAUUUGUAAAAACCGUUAGGCCUUUAUAUUUUAACAUUUAAUGCCAAUUUUGUUAUUUUAGUAGCAGAAAUGGGAUGAUUGUUAAAGUGCCCAAAAACUUUUGGCAUGAAUUUUUCCCUGUUUGUAGUCAGGGACUGUAAAGGAAGAAAAAUUGUUUUUAUAACACUGCACUAUGUAAACAUGCACAUUAUGGUAUCUAUGUCACAUCAGGUUGGUUUAAAUGAUGGGGUAGAGUCUACCCUAGACAUCUGCACCUUUGUAAGUUAGCCAGACAGUAAAUAAAAGCAGAAUGAUA
Molecule: messenger RNA, 6857 nt
Organism: Manis javanica (Malayan pangolin)
Lineage: Eukaryota; Metazoa; Chordata; Mammalia; Pholidota; Manidae
Gene: WIPF1
Product: WAS/WASL interacting protein family member 1
Biological process (GO): actin filament-based movement
Cellular component (GO): actin filament
Molecular function (GO): actin binding
Source: RefSeq, a predicted model, not a curated record